CUGUCUUUGGGUCCCUUGGAAAGCUAACUGGGUUGUCCCUCCUAAUUCAACUAUGAAGAUUCUUCAUUUCUUCUUGGCUGGUCUCUCUGUGUUCCUUCUGAUUUCAGCAGGCUAUGCCUCCAAAAAACCAAAAACUACCAGGGAGUGCUACAGCCUAAAUGGUACUUGCAGACUGCGGUGCAAGUCUAAAGAGAGAAAACAUGGAAAGUGUAAUCAUGUUCGGCGAUGUUGCAUCAGAUCACCAUUCCAAAGAGAAAAUCCUAUUGCAGACAACUCACCAUUUGUCUUCUGAAAUAUCUGAGAAGUCUUCUUCGUUUGAGAGCUGGAAUCCUGCCUUUUCCCUGCCAGAAUAGAAUACUACUCUGUCUCCAAACUGCUUUGGCCUUCAAUUAAAGUUUCCUGCUUUGCAAAGAUUUUUAUGAGUUCUUGCAUUUAAAACUAAAAUAAAUAAAGCAUUCUCGCUAUUUUCAGCAUUCAGAAUGAAA
Molecule: messenger RNA, 485 nt
Organism: Crotalus tigris (Tiger rattlesnake)
Lineage: Eukaryota; Metazoa; Chordata; Lepidosauria; Squamata; Viperidae
Product: beta-defensin 123-like
Exons: 3
Coding region: 53-292 (79 amino acids)
Biological process (GO): innate immune response
Cellular component (GO): extracellular region
Source: RefSeq, a predicted model, not a curated record